AUGGACAACCUCCUCCAAUGGCUGGACGACAAUGAUGAUGUUCUUGCCUCCCUUCAAACAACAAUGGCCUUAAUUCUCAAGACAAACCAAAAAAGGAACGUGGUGGUUCAACACCUGGAAGAAGGGAAAUUUACCGGAAUCACCUUCAAGGACACCAGCAACUUUACAACAAUUACUUUGCCAAGGACUGUGUUUAUCCCAACUACCUCUUCCAUCGCCAAUUCAGGAUGCGCAGGAGUCUUUUCCUCAAAAUUGUUGAAGAUAUUGAAACAGCCGAUUGAUACUUCCAACAAAAGCAAGACGCAGCUGGAAGGCUUAGGUUUUUGGCUCUUCAAAAAGGCACUUCAGCCAUGCGGAUGUUAG
Molecule: messenger RNA, 363 nt
Organism: Puccinia graminis f. sp. tritici CRL 75-36-700-3
Lineage: Eukaryota; Fungi; Basidiomycota; Pucciniomycetes; Pucciniales; Pucciniaceae
Exons: 1
Coding region: 1-363 (120 amino acids)
Source: RefSeq, a predicted model, not a curated record